AUGUAUAUACGGAUGGUUCUCCCAGCUGAACAGACGACAGCUAUUGCCAAAAUCAUGCGUGACCGUCAAGAAAGACAGCCUCCUGGCUCCCUCCUCAAUCACUCGCGAGUGUCUAAUGACCCGCUCCUCGAACCUCCUCAAUCACUCCGAGUGCCUAAUGACCCGCUCCUCGAACCUCCUCAAUCACUCCGAGUGCCUAAUGACCCGCUCCACGAACCUCCUCAAUCACCCCGAGUGCCUAAUGACCCGCUCCUCGAACCUCCUCAAUCACUCCGAGUGCCUAAUGACCCGCUCCUCGAACCUCCUCAAUCACUCCGAGUGCCUAAUGACCCGCUCCACGAACCUCCUCAAUCACCCCGAGUGCCUAAUGACCAUCUCCUCGAACCUCCUCAAUCACUCCGAGUGCCUAAUGACCCGCUCCUCGAACCUCCUCAAUCACUCGCGAGUGCCUAA
Mya arenaria is the source of this 453-nucleotide messenger RNA. RefSeq names its product proline-rich protein HaeIII subfamily 1-like. The record is from RefSeq and is a predicted model, not a curated record. The coding region runs from base 1 to 453 and encodes 150 amino acids. Lineage: Eukaryota; Metazoa; Mollusca; Bivalvia; Myida; Myidae. The transcript is spliced from 2 exons.